Acinonyx jubatus (cheetah) is the source of this 6292-nucleotide messenger RNA. RefSeq names its product phosphodiesterase 4C (gene PDE4C). The transcript is spliced from 18 exons. Gene Ontology annotation, cellular component: perinuclear region of cytoplasm; nucleus; cytosol. Gene Ontology annotation, biological process: signal transduction. NCBI's taxonomy places the organism in Eukaryota, Metazoa, Chordata, Mammalia, Carnivora, Felidae. The record is from RefSeq and is a predicted model, not a curated record. The coding region runs from base 2154 to 4349 and encodes 731 amino acids. Gene Ontology annotation, molecular function: 3',5'-cyclic-AMP phosphodiesterase activity.
UACCCCUACCUCCCACUCGAGCCCCCCAAGCUCCCCCACCUUGACCUUGCAUUGGAGCUCCACUUCUCCCAGCUCGAGACCAGAGCCCUCUUCCAUGCCCUCAGCCAGCACUGACGGGACCUCUGUGUCCUCUGGCUCCGGAGACAGCGAGCCAAAGGUCCUCCUUUGCCCAUCACCCACCAGAGUGAUCUCCGUGGGGCCAAGGGAGAAGGGGGCUUGGACGGGGUAGAGCACCUGCGGAGGGGCUAGGCUUGCCAGAAUAAAGCCUUUGUGUUCCUCUGUGGCCUCCCGGGUCAUGGACUGCUGUGACAAACGCUUCUGAGUGUCUACUAUGUGCUGGGGUCAUAGUGGGGACCAUUUCUCCACCCUCGUGGGGCCCACAGUCUCAAAUAUGGGGACAGACAAUAGCCAGGGAAUCAAAUGACAUCACUUCAGGUGGCGAAGAGGGUCACGGAGUCACAGACUGGGGUUGUGGCCGAAUCACAAGGGCCCUUGCGUCCAGGUUUCCUGAGAGGGCGGUGAGGGGUGGUGGGAAGGAGCCACCCUGGAGAAAGCUGGGAGGGGAUCCCAGGAAACAGGCACAGCAAAUGCAAAUGUCCUGCGGUAGGAAGAACUCACGACGUUUGGGAAACAACACGGAAGUAAGUGAAGUCGGAGUAGGAUAAGGGAGACGUGCGUGGGGGGCCGCGCUGGCUGUGCGAAGGAGUGUGUGUCUUAGAAUGGAAAGAUUUUACCAGCUCAGACCAGCUUUACAUCACGGGGGAGUUUCCAGCCAGGAAGUUCCAGAAUCUAGUAGGUCCUGCUUCCAGUCUUUAGGCGGACAAAGCAGCAGGGGGAGAAGGCUCUCCAGGAGGCAGGCACGGCCUGGGCAAAGGCUUGGGGGCAGGAAGGCACCAGAAGCACGCAGAGAACAUGGAGGCACAAUGGCUCCCCCACCUCAGCCCUGCUUCCUGAGCCUGGGCCCCACUCUCUCCUCCCAUUGUGCAGGAGGGAAAACGGUCCAGGGAGCGGCAGGCCUGGGGCUGGGACCUUUGGUGGGUCAGUGGGUUCUUCCUGCUUCCACCGACCCCAUCCCCGGGACCAUCCGGACUUCUCUAGCCAGAGCGGGCUAUGGAGGCUCCAGGCUAUGCCUUGGCCAGGACUCCGGCCUGGAGCUGCCCCCUCAAGGCUGGGUUUACCCUUCUGUGAAAUGGGUGGGGACAGAGGUGGGAGGUCAAGGUCACACAGCACGGGGGCGGGGGGUGAAGCCUGCCCCGGGGACAGGGUCAUGCUCUAAUGAUUUUUGGGGGCAGAGGGACGGCAGGGCCUCCCCGGCAGGUGGCUGUUCUGGUGACACAUUAACCUGCAGUAGCUGGAGAGGUGACAGCACCACACAAACCCCUUUCCUCUGGCCACAGCCCCUCCCACCCAACCCCGGGGUGGGGGGGGGGGUGCUGGUUCCACUGAAGCUCCAGUCCCCGCUGUUUGUGAAGAGGGCAUUGACCAGAGAGGGUCAUCGAUCUGCCUAGAGUGGCACAGCGUGGCGACCAGCUUUCCUGGAGCCUCCAGGGACCCCCCAGAGGGCCACCCCCAAACUCCUGAGGCCACACCUCAUGGGCUAUGCUGUGAAGCAUGUGUCCCAGACCCUGAGCGGGUAAAAUCUUUCCAUUCUUACUCAAAUCUGCACCUCUCUCUGUCUCUCCUCUCUGUCUCUCCCUAUCUGUCUCUUUUUGUCUCUGUGUGUCUCUCCCUUUCUUUCUCUCUUUCUCUUUCUUUGGCUCUUCAUGUUUCCAUCUCUCUGUCCCUCUUACAAACACAGGAACAAUUAAACCUAACACCCCACCCUCCCUGAGCCUACCUCCCCCUUCACACACACAUACACUUGGUCACACUCCAUGUUGGGAACAACCCCACACUCUCCCCCGUCACUCUGCCUGCCACCCCCUGGCUCUGUCCUCAGGGUGGUAUAUGGGUGUGUCCUGUCUGAGCCUGGCACUCAGACAGUUAAGGGGUUCCGCUGGGAUGGGGGGGGGACCCUGAGCCGCCCACUUGGGCAGGUCCAGUCCUCCCUUCCUCCGCUCCCAAGGAGGUCACGGGACUCAGGCAGGACUCAGCGGUGGCAGUGAGUGCCAGGCCUGCCCGGGGCCUAGCAGGGCCUUGUAGAUGCCUGCAGGAUGAGGCGCAGCGGGACAGCACUGUCCUUCCUGCUCAGUGAGCGGGUCCGAGAGUCGGUGGAUUCUGGCUUGGCUCCCAUAAGCCCGCUUGGCAGUGGUCUCGUCCGGAGACGAUUCUCAGGGACCCCAUUGCUGCCGCCGCUGUCAAGCCGCCUUGGAACCCCUGGAGAGGGUGAGCCCAGUGCCCGUGUGGUGUUCACCAUCGAGGCUCGAGGAACAGAGCAAAGCCACAGUCCAGGCCCCAGCAGCUUUGAUCUGGAAAAUGGACUGUCAUGCGGGAGAAGCACCCUGGACCCUCAGGCCGGGCCUGGCCUUGGCCGGGUCAUCCAGGCGCCUGCUCAGCACGGCCAGAGGCGAGAGUCCUUCCUGUACCGCUCCGACAGCGACUACGACCUCUCACCCAAGGCCAUGUCUCGGAACGCCUCUGUGGCUAGUGAUCUACACGGAGAAGACAUGAUCGUGACGCCUUUUGCCCAGGUCCUAGCAAGUCUGAGAACGGUUCGGAGCAACGUCGCAGCCCUAGCCCACCUGCAAGGCCGCGGGGCAGCCACGCAGGCAUCGGUCGAAAACCCCCUAUUUGGCAGUCAGCCCCCUCCACUUACAGAGGACACUGGGCAGAAGCUGGCUCUGGAGACACUGGACGAGCUGGACUGGUGUCUGGAUCAGCUGGAGACACUGCAGACGCGGCACUCAGUGGGGGAGAUGGCCUCCAACAAGUUCAAGCGGAUGCUGAACCGGGAAUUAACUCACCUGUCUGAAACCAGCCGCUCUGGGAACCAGGUGUCCGAGUACAUCUCCCAAACCUUCCUGGACCAGCAGACUGAGAUGGAGUUGCCCAGGGUGACCCCCACGGAGACCCCAAGGCCCAUGUCCCAGAUCAGCAGCCUGCGUGGGCUCCCCCGCAGUGCCGGCCUCUCUGCAGCCACCGUCCCACGCUUUGGGGUCCAGACUGACCAGGAGGGGCAGCUGGCCAAGGAACUGGAAGACACCAACAAAUGGGGGCUCGACGUGUUCAAGGUGGCAGAGCUAAGUGGGAACCGGCCCCUUACAACCAUCAUGUUCAACAUCUUUCAGGAACGAGACCUGCUCAAGACAUUUCAGAUCCCAGCAGACACACUCGUCACCUACCUUCUGACGUUGGAGAGUCACUACCAUGCCGAUGUGGCCUACCACAACAGCCUACACGCCGCCGACGUGGCUCAGUCCACGCACGUGCUGCUGGCCACACCUGCCCUUGAGGCCGUUUUCACAGACCUGGAAGUCCUGGCUGCUAUCUUCGCAAGCGCCAUCCACGACGUGGACCACCCUGGGGUCUCCAACCAGUUUCUCGUUAACACCAACUCAGAGCUUGCGCUCAUGUACAACGAUGCCUCCGUGCUGGAGAACCACCACCUGGCCGUGGGCUUCAAGCUGCUGCAGGCAGAGAACUGUGACAUCUUCCAGAAUCUCAGUGCCAAGCAGCGGCUGAGUCUGCGCAGGAUGGUCAUCGACAUGGUGCUGGCCACGGACAUGUCCAAACACAUGAACCUCCUGGCCGAUCUCAAGACCAUGGUGGAGACCAAGAAGGUGACAAGCCUUGGAGUCCUGCUGUUGGACAACUAUUCUGACCGCAUCCAGGUCUUGCAGAAUCUGGUACACUGUGCUGACCUCAGCAACCCCACCAAGCCGCUGGAGCUGUACCGCCGGUGGACCGACCGCAUCAUGGCCGAGUUCUUCCAGCAGGGCGACCGGGAGCGUGAAUCAGGCCUGGAUAUCAGCCCCAUGUGUGACAAGCACACCGCCUCGGUGGAGAAGUCCCAGGUGGGUUUCAUUGAUUACAUUGCACACCCACUGUGGGAGACGUGGGCUGAUCUCGUGCACCCAGACGCACAGGACCUGUUGGAUACACUGGAGGACAACCGUGAGUGGUACCAGAGCAAGAUCCCCUGCAGUCCUGUGGAUCUCACCCGCCCCGAGCAGGGUGGCCCCGACAGGUUCCAGUUUGAGCUGACUCUGGAGGAGGCAGAAGAAGAGGAGGAGGAGGAGGAGGAGGGACCAACAUUGGACACGGAGGUCUCGGAGUCACCUGACACUGAGCUGCUGGUCCCUGAGGCCAGCCCAGACCCUGGGGCCCUACCCCUGGACAACCAGAGGCCUGUGGGCAAGCCCUGCGUGGACCAUGAGGCCAGUGUGAUGGCUGAGCCCUUCGGGACCUAAUGGCUCCUGAUUGGGUGGGUGGGCCUUUGAGGAAGAGGUCCGAGGUGGCCCCUGCCUUGCCUCUGUCCCCCGUCCCCACCACCCCUACCACUGAGGGAGAAAACCAAGCUUUUAGUUCUAGGCAGGCCUCACGGUCAAAGCGAAGGCAGCUGGCUGGGGGCCAGUCUGGACCUGGAUUUGCUGAGAGAGCUCUCCAAGGGGCUGGGCUGGAGGCAGCGUCUCCCAGCACCCUUGGGAUCUCUCCCUCCUGGGCUUCCACCCCCGGUGUGGAAAGAGGGUGUCUUGCCAGGCCCCUUGUCCACCUUCUCCAGUGUGUCCACCUUCUCCACUCUUGAAGGACAUCCAUCACUUGGUUCGUUCACCCUUUAUCACAUGUUUAUUGGGCACCUGCUGUGUGCCGGGCCGGGCCCGCUGCGUGCUUCUAGGGUAGCCGUGCACGAGGGGGUGGGGAGGCAGCCCCCAGGCGAUGCACCCCCACCUCAGGCGCCUCGCCUUCAUCUGCCAGGCAGCUCCACGCAAGAGAUUGGAAACUCGAACGGGAGAAUUUUCAGCACGAAAGCUUUGUCCCAGACCCGAUUCUGGCUCAGGAGCUCCGGUCGGGACCAAUACGGAGCAGGAAAGAGGGUUCUGUGCCGGGAACUGUCUCUGAAGACUGACUUAGCUUAUGACCGCCUGUGCACUCACUGGUUGUUGCUUUAAGUGGCUGUAGUUUCUGUCCUCGGGUCUGUGGGUUCUGUUCUCUCUAGCCCCAGGACCCCUGCCGCCCGCCUUUUCUCCCUCUUACAGAACAGCAACAAAGCACAGAAUCCGCCCCCUCCCCCAACGGCAAAUCUCUACACCUCCUGUUUCUGAGGAUCCCCCAGACUCCCUGUAGGGGGAAGGGGGCCUCUGACGCUUUCUUUCCAGGCACAGCCCCUUCUGGGCCUCAGUUUCCCCUCCAUGGCCUGAUCCUAGUACUUGGGUAAACUUUGGUUGGAGGGUGGUGUCCGUGACCUCUCCGAAAUAUCUUAGAAACGUGGGGCACUGAACGUGUCUCUGGGGUUAAAUAAACCUAUCACCCAAAAUUAAUGCCGCGCCCAUCUCAGGGAUGGGGAAACGGGGUUGCAAAGAGGGCCGUUUGGCCUGCUGGGCCACGCAGUUGGGCGCUGGACAGUAGCCAGCGGCGCCCCCUGGCGGACGGAGGCACGGAAGGGAGGCGGGGCGAAUUCGGGCAUUCUCCUCGCCUUACCCGCCGUUUCUCGGCUCCCCGCGUCGUCGAGCUCAUGCUGAAGGGGCCUGCUCUGUGCUCCAGGAUCAGGUUCGAUUCCCGCCUCCAGAAGCCUCAGUAUCUCCCCGCCCCGCCCCUCGUCGCCUGCCUGAAGAAUCAUACAUGACACAAGUCAUCAAGCAGCCCCUGGCUUCAAGGACAGCUGGCUUCAUUCCUAAAUAAUUCCCUUGAUGAUUCCAUCCCACUGAUAUGAUUCAUCCUCAUCACAAGUAAUGAUCAAAUUCCACAGAGGGAGAAUUAAAAUUCAUCUGGGUCACGAACUUGGUGCGUUUCCUUCCAGACUUUUGAAAGGCAGAGAUUUAGGGGCGCCUGGGUGGCUCAGUGGGUUAAGUGUCCAACUUCGGCUCAGGUCAUGAUCUCACGGUUGGUGAGUUCGAGCCCCGCAUCGGGCUCUGUGCUGACAGCUCGCAGCCUGGAGCCUGCUUCGGAUUCUGUGUCUCCCUCUCUCUCUCUCUCUCUGCCCCUCUCCUGCUCGUUCUCUGUCUUUCAAAAAUGAAUACACAUUAGAAAAAAUUAAAAAAAUAAAUAAAAGGCAGAGAUUUAGGGGAUUUGUAUUUAUAAUUAUUUCUCCCUCCCCCCCUUUACUUACAAGUAAUAUGUGUUUACUGUAGAGAAUUUGGAAAUAAUGGAAACAUAAAAAGAGAAUAAAAUUCUGCUAUAACCUUCCUGUAGAUCA